Messenger RNA from Asterias rubens (European starfish), 480 nucleotides. RefSeq names its product circumsporozoite protein-like. Bases 1 to 480 code for a protein of 159 amino acids. The record is from RefSeq and is a predicted model, not a curated record. The transcript has a single exon. Lineage: Eukaryota; Metazoa; Echinodermata; Asteroidea; Forcipulatida; Asteriidae.
AUGGCCAAUGGCAUCGGCAAUGGUAGGGGCAACGCCACGGCAAAUGGCAUCGGCAACGGUAGGGGCAACGCCACGGCAAAUGGCAUCGGCAUUGGUAAGGGCAACGCCACGGCAAAUGGCAUCGGCAACGGUAGGGGCAACGCCAUGGCCAAUGGCAUCGGCAAUGGUAGGGGCAACGCCAUGGCCAAUGGCAUCGGCAAUGGUAGGGGCAACGCCAUGGCCAAUGGCAUCGGCAAUGGUAGGGGCAACGCCACGGCCAAUGGUAGGGGCAACGCCACAGCAAAUGGCAUCGGCAAUGGUAGGGGCAACGGCAUGGGCAAUGGCAUCGGCAACGGUAGGGGCAACGCCACGGCCAAUGGCAUCGGCAACGGUAAGGGCAACGCCACGGCCAAUGGCAUCGGCAAUGGUUGGGCAAGGCCAUGGGCAAUGGCAUCGGCAAUGGUAGGGCAAGGCCAUGGCCUAUGGCAUCGGCAACGGUAG